Eucalyptus grandis is the source of this 2274-nucleotide messenger RNA. RefSeq names its product disease resistance protein RPM1-like. The coding region runs from base 1 to 2274 and encodes 757 amino acids. Gene Ontology annotation, molecular function: ADP binding. Gene Ontology annotation, biological process: defense response to other organism. Lineage: Eukaryota; Viridiplantae; Streptophyta; Magnoliopsida; Myrtales; Myrtaceae. The record is from RefSeq and is a predicted model, not a curated record. The transcript has 3 exons.
AUGGCAGAAAUUGCAGUAAACUACCUACUUGACAAGCUCAAGGACUUUCUAGAGAAUGGGGUUCUAUUGAGAGGUGCCGAGGAAGAAAUUACUUUAGUGAAGAGACAAUUGGAGUACAUAAGGGCAUUCCUGAGGGUUGCAGAUUCCCUGGAAGAGAGUGAUGAGGAAGUCAAAGUUUGGGUGAAGCAGCUGAGAGAAAUCGCAUAUGACACCGAGGACGCUCUUGAUGAAUUCAAAUUUCUCCUGGCGCAUGAUCAUGAAAUUGGUUCACGUGGUCUUCUCUCCAAGAUGUCCUGCUGUAUCAAGAACAUGAAAGGUCGAUACCGAAUUGCUUCGGAGAUGAAAUCCAUCAACUCCAGGAUCAAAAGCAUAUAUGAUGGACCCUGGAGGAUCCGAGACAAAUUAAAUAAAGCCGAACAUUGCUAUGGCUCUAGUAAGCCAAACGACACAUGGCAGGACCAGCGAGGGAAUGCCCUUCUUUUAGACAAAGCUGAGCUCGUGGGCAUCAAUGAACCGACAAAAAGGCUGGUUGGCUGGCUGAUUGAGGGCGCUUGCACGCGAGAAGUAAUCUCAGUCGUGGGGAUGGGAGGACUGGGGAAAACUACCUUGGUGAAGCAAGUUUACGAAGAUCCAGAAGUGAAAAAACAUUUCAUGGUACAUGCUUGGAUAAGUCUUUCUCCAUCUCCAAAUAUAGAAGAGAUCCUCCAAGGCAUGGUUCAACAAAUUCUGCGGGAGACCGAAGAACCAGUUCCUCCUCUAGAGGAAAAGGACGGGUUAUGCCAGAAGAUGAUUAUCAAGGACUUGCUACAAAAUGCGAGGUACCUGAUCAUUGUAGAUGAUGCAUGGCACAUAAAUGAUUGGGAUGCGAUCAAACAUGCGUUGCCUAACAACACCUGUGGCAGCCGAAUAAUCAUCACAUCCAGGAAUUCUGAUUUGGCGUACACCUCAUGCGGAGAAUUCAGAGGGAUGGUUUACAAGAUGGAGCCACUACCACCUGAACAGUCCUGGAAGCUUUUCUGCGCAAAGACAUUUCAGGGGAACUCGUGCCCUCCUCAUCUAGAGGAGACUUGCAGGCUUAUCCUAAGAAAGUGUGAGGGAUUGCCACUUGCUAUUGUGGCCAUCAGUGCCUUGAAGAGAGUCCUUUCACUUAGUUUUGAUGACCUACCAUACUACUUGAAGUCCUGUUUCUUGCUCUUGAGUGUAUUUCCCAAGGGUUACCUCAUUAAGCAUGCGAGAUUAAUUCACUUAUGGAUUGCAGAAGGAUUUGUAGACAAGAAAGAAGGCAUGACGGUAGAAGAAGUAGCCCAGGACUACUUCAAUGAGCUCCUGAACAGAAGCCUGAUAGAGAUGGCUGUUGAAACAAGCGAUAGAAAGAUCAAGUAUUGCCGUAUCCAUGAUUUUCUGCUGGAUAUCAUUGCUUCAAAGUCAAGCAACCAAGGCUUUGCAGAAAUAGCCGUAGGAAAACAUCAUAAAUGUCCGGACAAAGUUCGUCGCCUAUCUAUACAGAACAGCUUGCAAGCGAUCCAACAAAAAAGGUCAUUGUCUCAACUACGUUCUUUAUACAUGCUUGGGGUAGAAAGAUCUUGCAUGGAUGCUGUUCUAGGUAGUGACAUGAGACUGCUCACUGUUCUGGACUUGCAAACUCCUUCUUUAAAAAGGUUCCCAGCUCAAGUUGCUGAGUGGUGCUACCUGAGAUAUCUAAGUUUCAGGUACAGCAAGGUGAGAACUGUUCCAAAUUCCAUAGGGAACCUUCAAAACCUAGAGACCCUAGACCUUAAAUACACAUACGUCACAGAAUUUCCAGUUAUGAUCUUGAAGCUCCAACGACUUCGCCAUCUAUUCAUAUGUCGUCAUGGAGAGACGCCCUACCCAAUCUUUAAACACGGUUUCAAGCCCCCAGAAGGAAUAGGGGCUCUACGGUCCCUGCAAAAGCUCCUCUGUGUGGAAGCAGGUGACGAGGGAAACAGCAGCUUAAUGAGAGAGCUUGGAAAGUUGAAACAAUUGAAUAAGUUAGGCAUCGUGAAGUUAAGAAAAGAAGACGGAAGGGAAUUGUGCUUGUUGAUUGAGAAAUUAACAAAGCUUCAAGUAAUAGCUGUAAGCCUAAUGGUAUUGAAGCUGAAAUAUAGUCGGCUAAAGGAUGAUCCAUUGCCGUCUCUUGGGAAUUUGCCUAAUCUUGUGCAUCUCAAGUUGCUUCAGGUUUAUGAAGGAACUAAGUUGCGUUUCAAAGCCAACAACUUCUUGAGGCUACGGAUUCUAGUCCUUGGUCCUUUUUGA